AUGCUCGAGCGGAGAAGUUUGCAUUGUCUCGAAAGUAUUGCAAGGAGUGAGUCGCUCGGGCAGUCUGUUGAGGAGCUUGAUAUUUGCACCAGCCAUCUACUACCACUCGAUGAGGUGGAAGAGAUCGAGCCACCACAUAGCGAGUAUGAAGGCAUGAUGAAGCACCUAAAGAAGAAGAACAACAUAGAUGCUAUCCUCCACCUUGGCAUAGAAUACUAUGAAGAAUGGGUCAGAAGGUGGCCGAUUAAUAAUGGGGAGGUGGGGGUUGGUGACGAGGAUGAAAAAGACGACUAUAACGGCCAAGAUAACCAAGAGAUGGGUUCUGACAUCGGCGAUGACGUCAAAGCGGCAAGUAGCCGACUUGAGCAGAUUAACCCGCAAGAGUACAACAGACAUCUACAUGAUCAAGAAGAUAUGAUGCGUGCAGGCUACGAUGUGAAAUGCUUGGCAGGAGCUAUGACAUACCUGAAACGUUGCAGAAAGAUCAAUAUUAGUACAAGCAUACAUGCCUGGGGAAUGAGACGGCUAAGACAGCGGAUUGGUAUCCUGCCGCAAAGGGGACUUACAUUCAAGUCGAAAGCAAGCAUCCGACAAGUACAUCACAUCGUCCAGGUUGUUCUCGCGGCCAUAGCCGUCAGCGGAAUUUCGGUCCAGUACCUGGAUAUCGAACCUAGUAUGAUGCUUGAGAAUGCCAAUCGGAUUAGCCCUUUCAUGCUUAUGGGCCCGUCAUCGUCUGUCAUCCUAUCGAGAUCUUUCCCUACCAGUCUGCGCCAACUCCAGAUCUCACUGGAUCCGGAGUCUCCUCCAGACGACACGAUUUCAGGAACAAAAUGGGGCCUUGGUCUUCUUCAAUUUAUACACCUUCUGCCCGAGCUCUCCGAUCUCGAGCUUAGCUUUGAGCAUAGGGAUGAAGCAGGUCGAUUCUCCGAGAUUGCCAAGGACCUGUACAUCCCCAAACUGGAAAGUAUAACGCUUCACUUGAUCGAUACCACCAAGGAAGAUAUCGCAAUCUUACUGCUGUGUCAUCACCGAACGCUCCGGAGAGUGGUUUUAGAGUCGAUCCAGCUUGACGGGGACCUGACAGCCUGGCGCUGGCUGAUUGAGGUUGUCUGGAGGAGCCUAGAGCUUGAUGAGUUCUGUAUUCUGUCAAGCUGGGCAGAGAGGAAAGAUGAGGAUUUUUCUUUUGCAGAAUUAGAGGAUAUUACAAUAGUAGAUAAUGAUAGCUAUAAUAAGGUUAUCGGAGGAUUAAUAUAG
This is a messenger RNA of Fusarium redolens, 1254 nucleotides long. RefSeq lists its product as uncharacterized. The coding region runs from base 1 to 1254 and encodes 417 amino acids. The transcript has a single exon. Lineage: Eukaryota; Fungi; Ascomycota; Sordariomycetes; Hypocreales; Nectriaceae. The record is from RefSeq and is a predicted model, not a curated record.